CGCGCGGUGUGAUUGCCCAGGAGAAAGGAAGGCGCUCCAGUUCCGGGUCACAGGCCCUUCUCCCGCCUCCCUCGGCCUCAACCAUGGCGGGUAGUAGCGGUUCAGGGGCUGCGGCGGCGGCCGCAGCGGCGACGAAUCUGAAUGCGGUGAGAGAGACCAUGGACGUUCUGCUUGAGAUUUCAAGGAUUUUGAAUACUGGCUUAGAUAUGGAGACUCUGUCUAUUUGUGUACGGCUUUGUGAACAAGGAAUUAACCCAGAAGCUUUAUCAUCGGUUAUUAAGGAGCUUCGCAAGGCCAGUGACGCACUAAAGGCUGCUGAAAAUAUAACAAGCUGACUUUCUGGAGAGAUCCUGAUGAAAUGUCAAGCUUUGCAAGAGGAUUUGAAAAUCUCAUUGUAGUCAAGACCGUACAAAGAAAUUACUGCAUGCAGCAGUGUAGAAACACUUUCCUUUUUAAGAGAAUUAUAAAACCAUAGCUUUAUAAAUCAAUGAAAAGUGGCUUACAGAGAGAACUAUCAGAUGUGUUUACGUCACAUAUUUUUAAACAGUUCUAAUGCUUUGUCAUUGAAAUGUUCAUAUUUAUGUAUGCUUUGUUGAUAGCUCUGAUAGCUUUGGUUUUCUAAGCAGUCUAUCAGAUGUGCCCGUCUGCUGUGUCUGGUUGAAGUAUAGUGGAACUCAUCAGUAGUAAUGUAGUUCUGACUUGUUGACAUUUCCAUUAUAAACCUUAAUUUUGAAUUGUUAAUGCAAAAUAACUAUGGACUUGUAGUGGGCUGCAAGUUAACAGAAUUUCAGCCACCAUUUCUGAAUUUUGAUUUGGGUUCAUUAUAUAUAUCAGAAUCUUGUGUUUCUUAAGGGCACAAAAAGCAUUUGUUGUAAUUUGCUCUUUAACAAAGAAUAUUUAGUUUUUUAAACAUAAAGUUUGUCUGGCAGUUAAUAUGAACCAAAUCAAUCUUGUAUUGAUUGAAAAUACAUAAAAUUUUCAGAAAUUUAGAUUUAAAAAGUAACGAAAGUACUUAGCUUAUAGUAUUAUUUAUCAUUUGAAUCAUUUCAAUUUAAUGAGUAUUAAUGGAGAAUGAUUUUCUUUCUAGGUUUUAUACUAUGAAAAUGGUGGCCUAAAAAUAAUGCAUAAUGAAACAUUUUCAACACACAAAAUUCUUUUUUAUUACAUAAAAAUAAUUUGAGUGCUUACCUAAUAUGUCGAGUGGUUACCUAGAAACUAAAUAGAUAACUAGUGGUUAUCUAAUCACUAAAUAGGAGCUCUCAUUUAACAGAUAAGUUACUGUUUUCUGAA
This is a messenger RNA of Rhinolophus ferrumequinum (greater horseshoe bat), 1290 nucleotides long. RefSeq names its product mitotic spindle organizing protein 1 (gene MZT1). Gene Ontology annotation, cellular component: centrosome; spindle; interphase microtubule organizing center. Lineage: Eukaryota; Metazoa; Chordata; Mammalia; Chiroptera; Rhinolophidae. The transcript has 3 exons. The record is from RefSeq and is a predicted model, not a curated record. The coding region runs from base 84 to 335 and encodes 83 amino acids. Gene Ontology annotation, biological process: microtubule nucleation by interphase microtubule organizing center; mitotic spindle assembly; gamma-tubulin complex localization.